Lampris incognitus (smalleye Pacific opah) is the source of this 2354-nucleotide messenger RNA. RefSeq names its product katanin p60 (ATPase containing) subunit A 1 (gene katna1). Gene Ontology annotation, molecular function: ATP binding; ATP hydrolysis activity; microtubule severing ATPase activity. The record is from RefSeq and is a predicted model, not a curated record. The transcript has 11 exons. Gene Ontology annotation, cellular component: microtubule cytoskeleton. Bases 124 to 1590 code for a protein of 488 amino acids. Gene Ontology annotation, biological process: microtubule severing. Lineage: Eukaryota; Metazoa; Chordata; Actinopteri; Lampriformes; Lampridae.
GCCUCAGAAGUUCGGCGGAGACCCGGUGACUGCGGCGGAGACCCCCCGGACUGCCCUGGAGACCCCCCGGACUGCCCUAAACUCCAGUGCCAACCUUGCUGCUGUCCAGCUGCCACAUCCGGGAUGAACCUCCGGGAGAUCAACGAGAAUGUGAAGCUGGCAAGAGAGUAUGCCUUGCUGGGAAACUACAACUCGGCCAGUGUCUUCUAUCAGGGAGUACUGGAGCAAAUUAAGAAGUAUGUGUACACCGUGUGCGACUGCAGUUAUCAGCAACGGUGGCAGCAGUUGUGGCAAGAAAUAAGCGAAGAGAAUAAACAUGUGCAGGAAAUUAUGUCCACUUUGGAGAGUUUUCAACUGGACACCGCAGCUCCCAAACCAAGCCACCAUGAUGACAGCGACUUAAGACCCAUACAUGUGGAGCCGAGAUCGCCCACCUUCCCGGCAAGGAGGCCUGCCAACCCCUACAAGGACGGCAAACCUCAUAACAACCGCCUCAGUGUGGGCGUACGCUCACAACAGCGGCACGCAGCACGCGGGGCCAAUGGAGACAAGAGCAAAGCGCCCAAGGGCAAAGAAAGGAAGGAGGCGAAGGAAGCCCCCGGGAAAUCGAAGGAUGACAAGAACAAAGCGGACGUUCAGGAGACGGAAGUGAAGAAGUUUGACGGUUCAGGAUAUGACAAAGACCUGGUGGAGGCCCUGGAGAGAGACAUCAUUUCCCAGAAUCCCAGUGUUAAAUGGGAUGACAUUGCAGAUUUGGAAGAUGCCAAAAAGCUCCUGAAAGAAGCAGUUGUUCUCCCAAUGUGGAUGCCGGCGUUCUUCAAAGGCAUACGAAGACCGUGGAAGGGGGUGCUGAUGGUGGGUCCUCCAGGCACAGGGAAAACCCUCCUGGCCAAAGCGGUGGCCACAGAGUGCAGAACAACUUUCUUCAACGUGUCUUCUUCCACGCUUACCUCCAAGUACAGAGGGGAGUCCGAGAAGUUGGUCCGCCUGCUCUUUGAAAUGGCGAGGUUCUACGCCCCCACUACCAUCUUUAUUGAUGAGAUCGACUCCAUGUGCAGCCGCAGAGGAACCUCAGAGGAGCACGAGGCCAGCAGGAGGGUCAAGGCGGAGCUACUGGUGCAGAUGGACGGGGUCGGUGGCACGUCGGAGAACGACGACCCCUCCAAGAUGGUGAUGGUGCUGGCUGCCACCAACUUCCCGUGGGACAUCGACGAGGCUUUGAGAAGACGGCUGGAGAAGAGGAUCUACAUCCCGCUGCCCUCUGCCAAGGGGAGGGUGGAGCUGCUGAGGAUCAACCUGAAGGAGUUGGAGCUGGCCAGCGACGUGGAUAUGGACAAGAUAGCGGAACAGAUGGAGGGCUACUCCGGAGCGGACAUCACCAACGUGUGCAGGGACGCCUCCCUGAUGGCCAUGCGGCGAAGGAUCGAGGGCCUGACGCCCGAGGAGAUUCGCAACAUUUCCCGGGACGAAAUGCACAUGCCUACAACCAUGGAAGACUUUGAGUCGGCCCUAAAGAAAGUGUCCAAGUCGGUGUCGGCUGCCGACCUGGAGAAGUACGAGAAGUGGAUCGAGGAGUUUGGAUCCUGCUGAGAACGCCCGGCGGAGGCCCCCCCCCACCCCCCACCCCAAUCACUCAGUUGGUGCAAAUCUCGGCAUCAAGCUGAGUAGCUGGCGUGACUAUAGCUUUCUGUCCCGGCUCUGUAUGUCUAGACUUGAAUUUGUUUCCUAAAUUAUUGAUCCACCUGACGAUAUACGAUUCCGUCACCUUCUUACGAUCGCAUCUCAGUAAAUACGAGCACUAGAAAAACAGCAUCUCGCCACCUCCUUGUUUGCAUGAGCCGGGAUUGUGGAAACCAAGAUCGGAGGUCAUUUCACCGUGUUGGCCUUUUACUGAAGUCUCAUCUCCAGAUGUGCAUGUCAGGAAUCGAGGCGUCUUUCCCUUUGUCAGGUCAUUUGUUUUAGAUAGCUUUUUGUGUUUGUUCCUGCAGUGGUCAUGAAUCAUUUUCUAUAUGUGGGAGAAAAACCAGAACUUCCAGCGAUAGGAAUAAAUGGGUAAACAAAUUUUUUUGUUUUGGUUUUUUUUUUUGCAGCAUAUUUGCAUAUUUACAUUUUAAUUUUUAUUAUUUAUCCACUUUAACAUUUCCAGGUCCAGCUUAUACUACAUGUUGGCUGUCGGCGUCGAUAUCGUUUGUAUCCAACAAAACAAUAUCUUUGUAUCAAAUGAUGUUAGAUACUAAUUUAGGUUUUAGAUCACCGUUUCUCCAAUUUUUCUAUGCACUUGACUAUCUGUAAUUAUGGGAACAUGUGGUUGUCCUGAUAGCACACUACCCAGAUAGUUGAUGUCAAAAUCUUAA